Molecule: messenger RNA, 3045 nt
Organism: Chrysochloris asiatica (Cape golden mole)
Lineage: Eukaryota; Metazoa; Chordata; Mammalia; Afrosoricida; Chrysochloridae
Gene: NOD2
Product: nucleotide-binding oligomerization domain containing 2
Exons: 11
Coding region: 4-3045 (1013 amino acids)
Biological process (GO): regulation of apoptotic process
Molecular function (GO): protein binding
Source: RefSeq, a predicted model, not a curated record
GAAAUGUGCACGCAGGAGCAUUUCCAGGCGCAGAGGAGCCAUCUGGUGGAGGUGCUGGUCUCGGGGUCUCUGGAGGGUUUUGAGAGCAUCCUGGACCACUUGCUCUCCUGGGAAGUCCUCUCCUGGGAGGACUAUGAGAGCCUUAGCCUCCUGGGCCAACCCCUCUCCCACUUGGCCAGGUGCCUCCUGGACACAGUAUGGAAUAAGGGGGCUUGGGGCUGUGAGCAGCUCAUCACAGCAGUUCAGGAGGUCCAGGCUGACAGCCAGCCCCACGAGUUGUAUGGCCUCUGGGGCCCACACUCAUCUUGCCCAGCCCAAGACCUGCAGAGUCAUCGGCCAGUCAUCAUCAGGAGACUCUAUAGCCAUGUGGAAGAUGUGCUGGACCUCGCCCAGGAUCAGGGCUUCAUCAGCCAGUAUGAAUGUGACGGAAUCAGGCUGCCCAUCCUUACGUCAUCCCAGCGGGCAAGAAGGCUGCUGGAUCUUGCCACAGUGAAGACCAAUGGAUUGGCUGCCUUCCUUCUACAACAUGUUCAAGAAUUACCAGUUCUGUCGGUCCUGCCUUUUGAAGGUGCUGCAUGUAAGAAGUACAUGUCCAAGUUGAAGACCACAGUGUCUGCUCAGUCUCGCUUCCUGAGUACCUAUGAUGGGGUAGAGAACCUUUGCCUAGAAGACAUAUACACAGAGAACCUCCUAGAGGUGCAGAUAGAUGUCUGCAAAGCUGGUCCCCCAUGGCAGAGGCCGGCCACCCUGGGCCUGCAGGAGCUUUUUGGCCCCCAUGGCCAUCUCAAUGAAGACGCUGACACAAUACUGGUGGUGGGCGAGGCGGGCAGCGGCAAGAGCAUGCUACUGCAGCAGCUGCACUUCCUGUGGGCUGCAGGCCAGGACUUCCAGGAGUUUCUCUUCGUCUUCCCAUUCAGCUGCCGGCAGCUGCAGUGUAUAACAAAACCACUCAAUGUGCAGACACUGCUCUUCGAACACGGCUGCUGGCCUGACUUUGGUCAACAGGACAUCUUCCAAUUCCUCCUUGACCACCCUGACUGUGUGUUGCUAACAUUUGAUGGCUUAGAUGAGUUCAGGUUCAGGUUCAACGAUUGUGAGCGUCACUGCUCUCCAACUGACCCUACAUCUGUACAAAAUCUGCUUUUCAACCUUCUGCAGGGCAACCUGCUGAAGAAUGUCCGCAAGGUGCUGACAAGCCGUCCAGAUGCAGUGACGGCGUACCUCAGGAAGUAUGUCUGCAUGGAGCUCAAUCUCAAAGGUUUCUCAGAGCAGGGCAUUGAGCUAUACAUGAGGAAGCACCAUCGGGAACCUGGAGUGGCAGACCACCUUGUCCACCUACUCAGAACCACCUCAGCUUUGCAUGGUUUGUGUCACCUCCCUGUCUUCUCAUGGAUUGUAUCCAAAUGCCAUCAGGAACUGUUGCUGCAGGGCGGGGGGUCCCUGAAGACCUCCACGGACAUGUACUUGCUGACCCUGCAGCAUUUUCUGUUGCGCACCUCCCCACCAGAUCUAGUCCCCCGCAGCUGGGGACCCAGCCUGCUUCGAGACAGACUCCCCACACUCGUGCACCUUGGCCGCCUAGCUCUCUGGGGCCUGGGCCUGUGCUGCUAUGUGUUCUCAGCCACACAGCUUCAGGCGGCACAGGUGGACUCUGAGGACAUUGCUCUGGGCUUCCUUGUGCGUGCCAAAAGCAUCCGACCAAGGGGCUCAGCACCCCUGGAGUUCUUGCACAUCACUUUCCAGUGCUUUUUUGCUGCGCUCUACCUUAUACUGAGUGCUGACCUGCCACCCACCACGCUCAGAUACCUCUUCAAUUGCCAAAGCCUGGGAGGCUUUCUGAAGGCCAGGCUGCUGCCCACACUGUGUAUCCAGAGCUCUGAAUGCAAGGAGGACAAUGUGGUGGCUUUACUGCAGAAGGCCGAGCCACACAACCUCCAAACCACAGCAUCCUUCCUGGCAGGGCUGUUGUCCCAGGAGCACCGGGGCCUGCUGGCUCAGUGCCAGGCAUCUGAAAAGGCCCUACUCCGGCGCCAUGCCUGUGUCCGGUGGUGUCUGGCCCGCAGCAUCCGUAAGCACUUCCACUCCAUCCCGCCUGCUGUGCCAGGUGAAGCCAAGAGCAUGCAUGCCAUGCCUGGCUUCCUCUGGCUCAUCCGGAGCCUGUAUGAGAUGCAGGAGGAACGGUUGGCCCAGGAGGCUGUGCGUGGACUGGAUGUCGAACACCUGAAGCUGACAUUUUGCAAUGUGGGCCCCACUGAGUGUGCAGCCUUGGCCUUUGUGCUGCGGCAUCUCCGGCGACCUGUGGCCCUGCAGCUGGAUCACAACUCUGUGGGUGACACUGGUCUGGAGCAGCUGCUGCCUUGCCUGGGUGUCUGCAAGGCUCUCUAUUUGCGAGAUAACAAUAUCUCAGACCAAGGCAUCAGCAAACUCAUCGAACAAGCUCUUCACUGUGAGCAGCUGCAGAAAUUGGCUCUCUUCAACAACAAGUUGACUGAUGGUUGUGCACACUCCAUAGCCAAGCUCCUUGCAUGCAAGCAUAACUUCUUGGCAUUGAGGCUGGGGAAUAACCACAUUACUGCUGUGGGGGCUGAGGUGCUGGCCCAGGGGCUCCGAAACAACAACUCUCUCCAGUUUAUGGGGUUCUGGGGCAACAAGGUGGGUGACAAAGGAGCCCAGGCCUUGGCUGAGGCUUUGAGUGACCACCAGAGCUUGAAAUGGCUUAGCUUGGUAGGAAACAACAUUGGCAGUGUUGGUGCACAAGCUUUAGCACUGAUGUUGGAAAAGAACAUGGUACUGGAAGAACUCUGCCUGGAAGAGAACUAUCUCCAUGAUGAAGGAGUGUGUUUUCUUGCUGAAGGACUUCAGAGAAACUCAAGUUUGAAAAUCCUGAAGCUGUCCAACAACUUCAUCACCUGCACUGGGGCAGAAGCCCUCCUGUGGGCCCUUGAAAGAAAUAAUACCAUCAGGGAAAUCUGGCUCCGAGGGAAUACUUUCUCUCCAGAGGAAAUCAAGAUGUUCAGCCACAAGGACACCAGACUCUUGCUUUAA